Molecule: messenger RNA, 9138 nt
Organism: Symbiodinium natans
Lineage: Eukaryota; Dinophyceae; Suessiales; Symbiodiniaceae
Source: the annotation of a GenBank genome assembly
AUGGCGUCGACGCACAAUGGAGAAUUCAUCCUCCAUGUGGGAAAUCACUUCUAUGCCGUGCGCAAGCAGGACGGAGAUUUGGAGAUCAACCUAGGCAAUCGCAGGCAUACCUGGGAGAAUGCUGCCCUUUCCGAAGCAAGCACGCCCGUGAAGUGGAGUCUCUAUCGUCUUCGGUGGAUGAUCAAUCCAGCCUUGUGCGAUGGCAUUUUCCAGAUCGACCAGGUCAGAGGGUCCUGCAGAGCCACGCAAUGCGACAGGAGUCAGGACUGUGUCGGGGGCAGCCUUGCAGACGUGCCCGCACAUGUCAUCAAGGACAUCGUCAGGUCCAUUGGAGACCUGUGGUCCGUCGUGCAGGCAGAAAGGGUCUGUAGGGAAGCCCGGAACACGGUGACAGACGCAAGCGUCUGGGCUGGUCAGCAUGUGGGGAUAAUUCCCGCCAAGGCCAUGCAGGCAAACUGGUUGACAGAGUCACAGUGUCGUUUGGCACGUGCCUUUGCUGCCUCGCUCGUGGUGUCGGCGGAAUGGCCAUUUCGGACGAUGCUGAAGGUCGUCUGCGGAUCCGCGCUUCGGAGCUGGCGAUCCAGAGGCACAGUAGCGUGUCCGAUCUACAUCGAGCUGUCUGCGGAGGAUGCAAUAUCGCGCUGUGUGAUUUCCAUUGCAAACUCAAGGGAGGAUGCCGGGCUCCUAUCGCCAGGAGCUCGCUGCUGGUGUCAACUCAAUAAUCCGUGUGACGACCUCAUGCGUCUGGAGCUGGGUCACAGCCGUCUGGGACGGCCCAGCACGUGCUUGUGGAACUCCUUGCCGGUGGUGUCAGCACUGCGUCUGAUUCAGGUGCAAUGGUGGAACGAUGUACUAACCGUCUUUGCUGACGGUCAUGGCAUUGGGUCUCUGUCACUGAGUGGCUGUGACCUGGGCACCUGGUCGGAGGUCAGCGUGACUCUAUUCAGUGCCGAGAAUGCAGCAGCGCAGUCUGCAGGCUGCAAGAGCCGCAUUCUGCCUACUGACUUGCGGCCACAGACACUUCUCCAUCGAGAGGAUCGUCGCGGAGGGUGCUUGGACUGGGGGAAGCUGCCGCAAAUGCCUGCAGUCUACCUCUCGAAUAUUGCAGACAUUUUCGCGCUGAGUGCCUGCAACAGUCAGCUUCGUCAGAUCAUUCAGGAAGUAUUUUUCUGGCACGGCCUCGAUCUCGACCUGACAACACGCAGCAGAUUAACGUUUCUUCAAAGCGAGUUUCUUGAGAGAAUGCUGCAGAUCUGGAGCCAAAGCGUGCGAAGCGUGAUUUGUCCCCAUGUCUGUUUGCAUUUCCUCAGUGCACUGGGCGACAAGUUGUGGCUGCGCGGUACCGGGGAGUACCUUCCAUGUCUGGUCGGUCGGAGGGGACAACCACCAGCACACACAAGCAUCCUCUACUGGAAGACAGACCAGCAGACGUGCCACCGGGCUUCUCUACAGGUCUACAUUCCGGAGGACGCUCAAUUCCUCGUGCUGGCUUUACGACGCGCAGAGUGUCAGAGCACGCCGGAGAACAGCACUUGCAUGGUGCUGCGCAAGCCAUGCACGUCACAAGGCCGCAUACAAUUCCGACUGGCAGACGGUGAGCGAGUACCUGUUCCGACCCCUCAGAAACUGCUGGUGAGGAGUGGUUCCGCCCACACUUUUCAAUUCGAUUGGAGCAGGAAUUUCCUCGACUUCAGCGUGGACGGUGUAAGUGUCGGGAUCGUUCCUCUGACAAACCAGCAGAGCAUCGACUCCUGGGUAAGGACUGCAGCAAUGUGUGUGGCAUCUCCUGAUCGUAUGGACGCCUUCGCGGUCACUGCGUUGCCUUUCCAGUACAAUGUCGCCUUCGGAUAUCCUGCGUGUGCUUACUGUGCGAUGGACAGUAUUGGCUGCUGCAGAGACUGUGAGCACUGGUUCUGCCAGGAUCAUGGAGUUUUAGGCACGGACAUUUGCUUGGGCUGCGUGCCCGAAGCUUUCUUGGAGGAUCGUCUCGGAGGCAGUUCAGUGCCGGUGCCUGGGCCACGGACGACGCUUGCCAUAGAGAGACGUCGUUUGGAGGCACUUCGCAAGCAGUAUCUGAGGUUUGACGGGCAGGUGUCGGACUUCGAGGUACUGUGUGACCGCAUGCAGUCACUGCAAGACGUGCUUUCCCUGGACGUGUCGGAUCGGCAGCCGAGUGGUCCAGUCCUGCAGACGGCGGAGGCUCGAAAUCUCUGGCGCCAAGUGCACAUGGCAUGCGAGACGCUGGAGGAGAGCGUGUUCUUGUCUGUGCGACCAGGGACAGAACGAAUAGCAAACAAUGCCUCUCUGCUGGACUUCAAUCUCGGAGGAUGCCUGCCCAUAUCUGUCCGACAGUGGGCAGGACCUCGGUCGGCUUGCGUUGCAAUUCCAUCCUCCUUCAACGUGGAGAGGCUUGCGGGAACUGCAGUGCUUGACAUUCUGGCCUUGGCUGCGCCUCACCCGCGCGACGCAGACCUGCAGUUUCGAGAUGUGGAUCACACAUACACAUGGCAGGGACGCAGAGUCUCUCUUUCCGUAACAGCCCUGAUCCAUUCCCUGGGCCAGAGAUUCGAUUCCGCCGCAGUACUGGAAGCUAUGCGUGGAGGCAGGAACUGGCCACGUGCGGAGUACAUGGCGGAGGAUGCGGUGGCCAAGCUCAGAAUUGCCCUCGCUUCGCAGGGGUCCGCAGAAGUCCUUCUGCAGAGGCUGUUGGAUUCGCCGACGGUGGACCUGGAAGCAGUCUGUUACCGCAUCCGUGAUCUCAUUUGGACCCAUCCUGGAUACGGUCAUCUUGCCACUGUGGCGAGUCUCAGCGACGUGGAGAUCUUGAGGAGGUGGGACAUUAAUCGCCGCAGAGCAGCUGCACAGGGCACAUGGAUGCACGCCUUGUGCGAAUGCUUGCUGAAUGGAGGAAGCGUACCCGUCAAUUCCCCGGAGAUGUGCAUGUUUCUGAAAUUCUUGCGAGGGUUGGAGGCGGAGGGGUGGAUCCUGCGCAGGACAGAAUGGACUAUUUACGCAGACAAAGAAGACCUGGCAGGCUCUAUUGACGCCGUGGCAGAGCGUGGCUCGGACGUCUGCAUCCUGGAUUGGAAGCGAACCAAACAACUUGCUUCCAAGGACUGCAGUUUUGGACGUCGCCUGCGGUACCCACUGGAUGACACACCGGACUCUGUCCUCUGGCACUAUCGCAUUCAAUUGAACGUGUAUGCUUGGAUUCUGCGACAGUAUUACAAUGUGCAGGCCACGGACCUUCGGCUUGUCUGCCUUCACCCGGACAACGUGUUUACACCACUGGUCAUUUCAGUUCCACUCUUGUCGGAGCAAGUUGACAGGUUGAUGUCGUGGAGACGGCAGGAGCUGCAGUCCUGUACGCGACUGACCGACGCAGAACAGACAGACCUUCGUGGUGGCAGUCAGGGUUCCAGUUCUCCGGGUUUUUCACAGCGAGUAGAAGACGAAUUGGUGGAGAUCAUGCGUCAGCGCGAGGAGGAGGAAACUUUUGUUGAGCCUCCAGCACCCAAGAGGCCGAGAGCUGACGAGAACCCAGGCGUGGUGCAGCGUGCCGCAGCUUCCGUGGACAGUGUCUUGAACCAGUUCAUGGACACAGACAUUGAUCCAGCCAUAGUUCCGCAGGAAGUGCAGUCCUCCAUAGAAGAUGGCGACAUUCUGCAGCAAGUCCAGCGGAUUCGGAACCUAGUGCGGAAUUUUCCAGGCCAGGCGCACUGGUCAGCGGCCUUCUGCCACGUGGUUGAAGGGGCCUUGGCUGUGCACCGUCUCCGCUUGCUGGAUGUAAGUCGAAGGGAAGAAGUACUCUUCCUGGAACUUAUUGAAGGCUGCGGACGACACAUUCGUGCGCACGAAGGGCAAUGCUUUUUUUACUCUACCCAUGGUUACUGGGCGGUCUUCACAGGUGUGAUCCCCCAAGGCACUCUGGCCCACUGCAAGAGCUAUCUGAUUCACUUGGAAGGGCUCUAUGCGAAGUUCGGGCCACAGGUUCGCCGGGAUGAGGAAGGGAUCCUCGCAGCUGCACAGGCGUUGGUGGACCAAUAUCACGGGUCCUGCGAGGCACUGCUGAGUGAGUGCUCCCAGGCAGCCAUCUGUCGCGCGCCGACCAAGGGCCGACAAGCAGGAAGAGAGGAGGACGAGGAUGCGGAGGUGCGAAGCGGGAGUUUCACGUCCUGGACCAUGGCUAUGGCAAACACAAUUGGCAAACUGUACGUGAAGCAGACAUCACUGCUGAACGACAGCGUCAUAAAGUACUAUGUCGCUUGGUGUUCGCAGAACGUGAUGCGGCAAGGAGGCUUCUGCACCAUCGACGGCUGCUUUGUCUUCGAAGACUCAGGCAGUCUUGUCACCGUGCCCAAGAAACCUGAUGCCAACGUUUACGUCUUUCUUCCACACCGAAUGCUGGAUCCUGUCCCCGACCACGUCAGGGAGCGAGUUAAAACCUUUUGGGACACUACUUACUGGAACAACGGGCCAGCUUUCGACGUGUGCAUGGCAUCCCUGACACUUGCUCUCCGGGGGGAGAACGUGGAUAGAGCCUUCUGGGGCCUCGGUUCUGGGGGCGUGGGACAAAGUCUUCAGACGGCUCACCUCGAAGCCAUCCUCGGAAGCAACCACUCGUGUCUGGACAUGAACAUUUAUUUUGUGGACGAGGAGAUGCGCAAGCAAGCUGCUCAUUUGGUCGGCAAGAUCGUCGUCACAGGGCAAGAGAGCGUCCAGGGCUCUCGACGUCCGAUGCGCGAAGAUAUCUACAAGAAACACAUUUCUGCGGACAAGGUCCCUGAGCGACUGCCGUAUGCAAUUGAGACGGCACUGGUGGAGCUGCGUGGGUGGAAACGAUUUGAGCUCAACACCUACCCGAAGUUCACGGGCGUCAAUGAAGACAAUCUCGCCUCCAUACUUCGACGCACUGCGGUCUGCCGGUACAAGGCCUUUUUCGUGGAUCCAGUGCGCAUUGCCGGCAAGGAGGAGCAAGCUGCGGCUCGCGGCGUAUUCCCGAGGGAUCCCACUCUGAAAGAUUUCUUACGGGACCAGCCAGCUUGCUUAGUCACAUUAAGGUGCGUCUGGAAUUAUGCUCGGCGUCGGUCUGCGUCCGAAACCCGACAAGUUCUGGAAGACUACGUCGUGCACGGCGGAGAUGGCGGUCUGACACGAGUGGCCGUGCGCACCAGUUGCAAUCUUCCUGUUGAAGCCGAGGAGUCUGCGGAUGUCUUGGAGAAAACUCUUGCCGAAUUGGAUGUCGCCCCGAACCCAGCAGAACCAGAAGCUCCAGAGGCAGAGCUGGCCAAGGAGGCACAGAGACGGGAACACGAGAAAUUCGUGGAGGACAUCAAGCUGUGGCUUCUGAAGGAAGGCAAGGAUUGGUUUACUGUAUCACAGCUGAAGGCGUCCAAGGCAUCACUCACUUUCAGUCGGGGCGACGCAGCCAAUGUGACUGAGACCUUGGUGAAGGAGGGCUUUCUUUUUUCGUACAGUCGUGAUCUACCAAAAGCAGGGAAAAGCACAAUUUAUCUUCCUCGCAUUGGGACUGGGAAGCCCUUGGCCGAUGUCAUUGCUUUCCGGCCUGACGAAGCCUUGACCUGCAUGGAGGAGUACAGUUGGCCAGCAAUGCAACGUCACAUGAGUCCAGCUUCGUCACGGACACUGAACCUGCAAACCUUGGCAGACGCGUACAAGCGGAAAGAAAAGUCCACUCGCAAGAGAGGAGCUCCGAGAAGGAACGCCACCGACGCGGAGAGCACUGGCAAACUAGGGGAGGACAUGGCUUCUGUGGUAGAGCGUGAAGCCGGGUUCUUUCAGGAAAUCCAGAACCUUGCCGAGAGUGGCGAGCUAACAGCCGAGGGCAUUGUCCCCGUGCAGCGGCAGUAUUUCUACCCGUACGACGGAAGAUGCCGCCGGUUUGUGCGUGAAAGAGGAGCUCAAAAUCUGUCCCGUCUCGCACGAUCAAUCUGCUGUCCGGAGACGCGCGAUUUUGAUGUCCACGCAUCCUUGUUCACCAUUGUCGUCCAGCUGGCAGAUGCUGUCGAGGUGCCGAAUUUGGAUAUCGGAGCCUGGAGAGCUGUCGCCUCUGAUCGCAGCAAGGUUUGCAGGGAGGAGUUGCAUUGCCCCGAACACGAAGGGAAGCAAAUCCUACUGCAGGUAGCCAAUGGUGCUGCUAUCAAGACCUUCAAAGAGGUUCGUCAAUCCGGCAAGACCUUUCUACAGAAGCUGGCCGACGAAAGUCGGCUCCUUCGGUGGUUAGCAUGCUCGCAAUUGCCGGAUGUCUACCAGUUCCAGCAAAGUCAGAAAAAGGCGACGUGGCCUGAGGCUUCGACCUUUUCUCUCUGGUGGACUGCAGCGGAAGACUACAUCCUUGAAGACAUUCUGCAAAGUGUUCGGCAGUGCAACGGACAAGGACAUGUCUCCUGUCACUUCGAUGGAGUCCUUCUGUCCAAGUCUCUCGUGGAUGCCAUCGAGAGUCACGCUGGCCGCGGUGUCAUGGAGUACUUCCAAGAUCAUGUUCAAGCAAACACCGGCCUGCAGAUUCGUUUGAAGGAGAAAACUUUGCCUUCCUUUGACGCUGCACUGGCGACGGUCUUCGAGCCGAGUACGGAGGAGUCCUUCCUGGGUACGCAUGCGGUGCUUCUCAUGGCAGUGCCGAACUCCAUUCCUGCUGGUCUAGUUUUCCUGGGAGCAAGUCUUGCACAUGUCGUCGGAAUCCUGACGGCCGAGUCGCCGGCAAAUACUUCCGCAGAAAGAUGCCAGGUCCGACCGUACUCAGACUGGCACGGAGUUGAUUCUAACUACUUUGUACCAGUCGGACAGGUUGGACAUGAACAGAAGGACAACUGUCUGAUUCAUCUCGAACUUCCUGCAGGGUCCUCCUGCGUGGCUGUCAAAUUUUCGCAAAACAGGAAGAUUCAGGUCUUUCGGCAAGGUCGUGUCUUCAGCGCCACAUGGCCGGCCUUUGUCAAUUUCCUGGGCGACUUCGUGGGCGUCAAAGAGACCAUGGUCUUCAAGAUGGCUCAGACUGACCCGGAGCUGUCGGACGCGGACAAGCCUUUCCUGGAUCUUCUUGGCGGUCCACAAAACGAGGGAGAAGUAGAUGUCGGCCAGGAUCUGAUGAAUCUUUUGGAGGAGGAAGUCCAAACGGCUCUGAGCGACGUGUCUUCGAAGUCCAACUCGACCUUUGCCUCCACGGUCUGCCCCUGCUGCCCUUGGCGGCGUUUCCACAAGCGGGCACAUCUUCGUCAACAUCUGCAUUUUCAACACACGAAGCAGAAGCGUUACUGUCCGUCCGGCACCAAGCAGCUCCGAGUUGCUGUCGCCCUGUACGACCAUGCGGCGCUGACAGGAAGCCGUAUGAAGGCAACCUUUCUGGAACGCUCUGCAGCCAUUCUCAGGGCGGAUGUGAAGCCGCCAGUACCCGCAAACAAGGUCCACAUCGACAAGCACAUUCGGUACGUUCUGGAUGCCAACGGACCCGCGGUCAUGUCUCUGCAGUGCAUCAAGCAGAAAAAGGAUCUCAGACGUGUAGGCAACUUCUACUACACCUAUGACUUCGCUUGUGCAUUCCUGCAGGCUGCAGCCGCUGGAAAUGGCUCCCUUAUGCGCAUAUACUCCAGUCUGGUUGGUGCUUGCACCCGUCACGGAGGUCAACUGUCUUCUCUGCUGCCUCGCGCAACCAAUGGAUUCUGGGCAAAUGUGCUUGAAGACCUUGUGCAGUCGCCCCCUUUCUAUGAGUACCAGGCGUCCCUUUUGAAUCAGUGUGCAGAGCAUGAGGAGUUCCGCUACCUCAGCGUAGACGCCACGUUCAAGAUCAACCUCAAAAUCAUUGGCCAGGCCAAUUUUCAUUCUUCUCAGUCGGCACGGGAAAACGCGGCCAUUCCUGAAUCCAGCGCGGCUUAUCGAACCCUGACCUGCCGGGGACGAACCGGUGCUGCAGUGCUCCUCGAGGUCGUGCGCUCGGAGAAAGCCAGUGUUGUGGCGGAAACUUUCGCCAACUCACUGCCGCAAGCGCACCGGGAGCAGGUCCUCCACGUGGCGUCGGACGCGCCCUCCGCCGAGAUGGUACGGGUAUUGAAGGAGACUUUGCCCAAUCUUCGCAGUGUGGCUCUCGAUGCCAUGCAUAUCGUGAUGAUAUACCAGCAAAACAUGAACAACAAGAAGACGGAGGGCAGUCGCUGGCUGGCAGUGUUGAUGGACAAAUUCCGCAAAAGGGAUACUGUCCGAUCAGCAGCAUCAUGGGGACCGUUCUACUGCGGAGAGCCCUUGCCUAGCUCGAGCGCGGAUGUGAAGGCAAUGAGGCAGCGACUGGAGUGGCCUGACAUGUCUUCCGCGCAGGCUUACCAAGUCCUGGAAGUCAUCGACGCAGACCAGCCUUGGCUAACAGAGAUUGAGUUCCUCGAGGCGAUUCUCGCACAUCUCUCCAUUUUCUGGGAGGAGGUCCAGAAGGUCUCCUACUCAGGUGUCACGCUGCAUCGGCUGAUCCUCAACGUGGCCUCCCAGUCGAAGGUGCAAUGGCUCCUGAACGACACCCGGUACCGCCACUCCGUGGAGCGUCAAUCUCUGGUUUUGCUUCCUAGUGGCACAACGUCAAACGAGAGCCUUCACCACGAGCUCAACCACUGGUUCCGGUUAGACAUUCUUUACCUAUUUACAGCCUUCUCAUGGCACCACGAGGCUGCCAUGCACAAGGGGACGCUGAUCAUGAAGCUACGUUUGUUUCAGUUUGUCAAAGUCUUUGCACAUAACCAAGCUCUUUACAGACCACUGCAGAGACAGGCCAGUCAGGCGGAGGUGACCAGACGAGCCUUAAAGGCUAACAUCAAGGUCAUUCUUCCAAGACCUGCGUGGCGAACCUGGUGUCAGACUCUGGUCAUUCCCGGAUCUGCGCCAGCCAGAGCAGACCUGCAGGCUCGCAAGGAAGCACGAGCGGUUCGCGAGUCCAUGCGAGAAGUGGAGACGAAAUCUCCUUCCCGGCCUGCUCCGCGUCGAAGGAAAAGCGGAGCUCCAGCGCUGCCGAAGAGCACGCCGAGCAAUACAUUGUGCCGUUUGUCACCAGACAUGCUCUGGCUGAUCUCGGGCGUUGUGCAGUUUGCUGUCUUCCACGAAGGUCCUCAAGGCAAGGCCCAGGUACUGCAAGGAGCCUCGUAG